Messenger RNA from Spizellomyces punctatus DAOM BR117, 2340 nucleotides. Its product is annotated as pentatricopeptide repeat domain-containing protein. NCBI's taxonomy places the organism in Eukaryota, Fungi, Chytridiomycota, Chytridiomycetes, Spizellomycetales, Spizellomycetaceae. The coding region runs from base 191 to 2284 and encodes 697 amino acids. Gene Ontology annotation, molecular function: protein binding. The transcript is spliced from 3 exons. The record is from RefSeq and is a predicted model, not a curated record.
GUCAUCCUCCUUUUCAUAGACUUUUUCAAUGAUCCGGACUCAAACUCUUCUUUAAUGUUAAUGUUUUGAAUAGUCUCUGGUCGCUGCUGUCGAAGAGCUUGGGGAUAUACACGUGACAUGCGUGACAUGACAUCCAAUGCAACUCUUUGAGAUGCAACUGAACUUGUGCUAACUUAAGAGAAUCGAACUCAUGCCGCCAACAGCAUUUCGAGUGUGCAGAACGUGCGCUCUACAGCAUUAUGGUCAAAGCCGGACAUUCUUCUCCUUCGCAAAGGUCUUCCGCUCCUCAACACCACCUCCUGCUAAAGAUAGUCCAAAUGUUCCGGUCCCGCAUACGCCUUUCACCAGGCUACAAAAUGAAGACGAACAAGAGCUGUACGAUGAUCUAACGGACAGGUUUUUGGAAAAGCUGAGGAUGACGGACAAUGCCGAGGAAGCAUGGGAAGACUACUCAAAACUGGUUGAAAGCACAUUGGAGAAGUUCAACCUCUCGAUCCUCUCUCACCACCGGCUCUUCAAAAUGCUGCAGCUAACACCUGCGCCUAGGAGUGAUUCUAAAGCACACGUCAUGUCAAGCAUCGUCAAAAAGCUGGCGUGGUCUGCCAAGUCAGAGGAGUAUGAGCGGUUGAUUCAAAUUCAUGACAAGCAGAAUGAUGUAUCGAAAAUCAUCUCUCUGAUAAAUGAGAUGCGACGAAAUGGUAUUCGUCCUACCAUUCGUGCGUACAAUCACCUCAUUCGGGUUUACAUUCGUAACAACAACUUGAAGGCUGCUAUGAGCAUUUUUGAAAAACUUCGAAAUACGAGCGAAACGGAUGAAUCCGCAGAUCCGCAUCUGAAACCCGACGUAUAUACUUACUCCUCGCUUAUUCGUGGACAUUUGGAAAACUCAAAUCAUUCCGCCGCGGAUCGAUUAUUUGGAGAAAUGCGAGCAUUGGGUAUCGGCCCUAACCUUGCCCUAUUCAAUGCGCUGAUGUUGAGUUAUCUUCGGCGAGGGCGAAACGGAGCGGCUCUACGUCUCUUUGAUGAGCUACGCAAAACAGAAAGCUUGGCACCUAACAUUGUCAGCUAUCGAUUGCGCGUUGCAGCGUACGUGAAUAGUGGAAAUACGGUCGCGGCUCGCAGGGUGUUAGAUGAGAUGAUAUCGGGCAAAGAUCCCCUUGUGCCUCUGCCAGACUAUGCGAUAUGGAAGAUGGUGAUUAAGGCGUACGCAGGCACUGAGAAUUUGGCGAUGGCCUUGGAACUGUUACAAUUAAUGCAGGAGAGAUCUAGAAGAUUGUCCAAUGAGGAAGACACAACUGUGGUAGCACCGAACGCCAGUAUAUUCUCAACAGUAAUUGCUCUAUGCUGCCGACAAGGCGAGAUUGCAGACGCACAAAGGUUGUACGAUGACAUGCUACGCGAAGGAAUGCGACCAACGCCCGCGAUAUGGAACACCAUGAUCGCCGCACUUGCUAGACACGGAGACGCGGUGUCAGCUAGGCGACUGUACAGCGCAGCACGGGAGAGCCAGGCGACCCUGAACGUUGAUACUCUGGCAGAGCUUGUUCGAGCUUACCUCGCUAAAGGGCAAUACAGUGCGGCAAUAGAGAUUGGGGUAGAUGUAACCAAAUUGGACGCGGCGGUGACAGCGGAAGCGAUAUCUCUUAUUACCGAAAAGGUAGUUUGUCCUGUCGUGGAGGCACUGAGUUCUGAUGGUCGUCAUCUCGACCAAGCAACUACGCUGGUGCAUGCUGUGAUACGACAAGCGCAACACUAUGGAGCACCAUUGCCUUCAUUGUCCCGACUGUAUUGUGCUUUGAUGGACGGGUAUGCAAAAGGUCCGAAAGGGUGGGAAAGGACUAUCUUUUUGUUUCGUGAAUACUUGGGACGCGGUGGUGAGAGAGAAGGGCCAAUUUCUGAUCUAUUGAUCAGACUGGCCAGUAAAUUGCUGGCCCACCCUGCGAAGAUCAUUUUGGAAAUGGUGGCGUCGAAGGAAUUAUGCCCGACUGUAUCUGGAUGGAUUCAGACUGUCGACGCGCUGUUGGAUAGUGAGCGACAAGACGAACUCAGGGCAUUGUUAAGUGGAUUGAAAGGACGGGAUGAGGCGACGGCGAGAUUGGGUUACGUAGUACUAGACAUGGUUCUGGAUAGGAUUGAUACCAGACACGAUCAAACGGUUGCGAAUACAGUUGACGGCGAUGAAACGAAGAAGGAACACAUGUAUGCGUCCCCUGGGUUGGGGGAGGAGGAGAUUGAGCAGAUUUUGGCGCUUAUCGCGAGACGAUUAGCUCCUACUAGUUGUUAAAACCAAUGUAAUGUACACUUCAUGUCGAACAUAUUUACACUUAAAGUAGGACGAUG